UGACUGGUUGCCUGCGAAGGCGCAGCGCUUGCUUGCUUGAUGCUUGUUUGGUGCGUUGGUUGGUUGGUUGGUUGUUUGAUGGACUCAUUGACUGGGGGCUUCGUCGGUGCUUGGAAAAGUUGAUUCAGUUUCAAUUGAGUAUCCGUCGUGUAACAACGUCGCAACGGUGGCAUAGCGCGUCAAAGUGCAACAAACCGGAAUUCUAUUAAAGGGCUGUCAGUGGUUUGUGCACGAGCACAAAAAACAAAAAAAUACAACAAAAACAUCACAUUAAGUGUUUAUAACUAAAAAAACUAAACAAAUAUGUUUAUUUGUUAAAUAAAAAAACAGAAAAAACUAUUGUGUUGCUGCAACAAAAAUGAAAUAAAAAUGUUGCAGUGUUGCCAGUGAACGCAAAAGAGAGAUAUAUACAUUUCAUACAUUUCUCAACGCUUUCGUGCCAAUAUGUUUUAUUAAAAACUUUUUUUUAAAGUGCUGUGUAUUAACUAAAUAAUUGCUGUGCAUAUUUCCUUUGCCUUACAAUUUGACUUUGCUUCAGCGUCGCUUGCAACAUCAUGAGUUUACCCACCGGCGUGGAUAUGCAGAAUCUAAUGUCGCAGCAUCCAGUUUUAGGCGCUUUGCCGCCCGCCUUCUUUCUGCGCGCCGCCUCUGAGCGCUACCAGCGGACACCAAAAUGUGCGCGCUGUCGCAAUCAUGGCGUGGUGAGCGCCCUCAAAGGACACAAGCGUUAUUGCCGUUGGCGUGAUUGUGUUUGUGCGAAAUGCACUUUGAUUGCGGAGCGACAACGCGUUAUGGCCGCACAGGUUGCGUUGCGUCGCCAGCAGGCGCAAGAGGAGAACGAGGCGCGCGAAUUGGGCCUACUCUACACCAACGUGCCGCCUGGCCAGUCGAAUGGCGUGGAUGGCGGUGGCGGUGGCGGAGGCGGCGGUGUGGUCACACCAAAUCAACACAGUCCCGCGCCACCGAUGACCAAUGCGGCCGCUUUUCAUCCCGGCAUACCGUCACCGCCCAGCGACGGUCUGGACACCAGCAGCGGUCAGCGCAUACAGUAUAACGGCAAUGAAUCAGACACGGAUGUGCGUAUGCGUUCGUCGGAGCGGCUGUCGAUGGGUUAUUCGCCGGAUCGCAGCACCGAAGUGGAGAGUCCAGGUUCGAAACGCGCACGCCUCUCCAACGAGACCGAUCAAGACACCGGUUCUGAGUCAUCGCCCAGCAGUCCGCGCAUAAAGUCCCGCAACUAUCAUGACAGUGGCAAUCUUUCGCCCACGCGCACCGGACCGCCCAGCUCGCCGGAAUCCGAUCUCGAUGUAGACUCGGCGCCCGACGAGGCGACGCCCGAGAAUCUCAGCCUGAAAAAAGAGGACUCCACUUCGCCACCCAACACGCCCACUGAUAAUUUGCAUUUGCUGCGCACAUUCAAUAAUGGCGCCGCACAAGGUUUCAUGCCCUAUCAUCACACGCAGUUCCUUGCCGCCGCCAUGCCUGCUGCUGCCGCCGCUGCCGCUGCCGGCGUCGGUGUACAUCCACAUAAUCAGCAUUCACCGCACGCACAACAUCAUCAGCAUCAACAUCAUGCAGCGCAUCAGCAGCAACAACACCAACAACAGCAGCAGCAACAGCAGCAUGCGCUGCCACUCGCAAUGAUGCAGCAACAAAUACAAGCUGCACAACCACAGCAGCGUUCACCCGUCGAUGUGCUGUUACGCGUCUUUCCCAAUCGUCGUCGCAGCGAUGUCGAACAGUUGUUGGCGCGCUAUCGCGGUGACGUGCUCCAAGCUAUGGAGGCUAUGCUCUCCGGCGAAGACAUGACGCAGGCGCUUGCCUCGGCCGCAGUAGCGGCUGCCGCUGCAUCGGUCGCGGCAUCACCACCGAACGUGCCGCCGUCACCGCCAUUCCCGCUCAAGUCGGCCUUCUCACCGCUGGUGCCACCCGCUGCCGUGUUCGGCUCGCCAACCCAUCGCUACCCGCCCUUCAUGCAGGCGCAUGCGAAACGCUUCCUCGCCGGCCCGUAUGCGGGCGCCGCGUACUUGCCCGGUGUGCUGCCGCCCGAUGUGAUCGAUCAAGCGGAGUCGAAUGGCGGCGCGUCGAUGGAUCGCAACAGCAAUGCUGGCGACUCGCAAGAUUGAAAAAGCUGCUGCAAGCAGUGCCCAUUGGGUGUGAGUAAUAUGUUCAGGCCGUAUGUGUAGCGUGUAGUGCGAGAGGCGCCUGUGGCCUGCUCUCACACUGCUGCACAUCGCUUCGCUGAGGUGAUUUCAUUCCGUGUAUAUAUGUUGUCGUUGUAAAUCAUGGUAAAUUCAAAUUACGUAAAUCAUAACUAGGGAAUAACCGUUAUAUAUAGUGCAUGCAUACAAAUUUACACUUGUAUAUAUGUAUGUGUGUGCAUAUCCAUUUUAACCAGUGUUAACCAAAAGUGUAAGCAUUUUAUUCACGAAGUCGUAACAUAUACAUACAUGUGUAUAUAUUAUGGCAAAAUAUAUAAUUUAGUUUAGCAUAACCCUAUAUACAUAUUAUGUGUAUAUAUGUAUGUAUAUACAGUUACACAUAUAUUCUUUUAAUAUUUAAGUUCUACCUUUUAAGCAACGUUCUUUGUAUCCUAGAUAAACUUGAAGCACUAGUUAAACCAAUAACAAAAUAUUGAUUUACAUAAUAAAUAUAAUUGUGCGUCGUUAAAAAGUCUUUGCGCAUAUACAAUAUGUAUGUAUGUACGGGCAUAUAUGUAUACAUACGAAAUGUAUAGCGUAAAACUAUCGAUAAAAUUUAAAUGAAGUGAACGAGAUAUAAAAUUAAUUGUAGCUUUUAGUUAUAAGCAAAAUUAUUAUCUACCAUAAACUAUAUACAAAUACUGUGUUAAAACGUAAAAGAUAAUAAAAA
This is a messenger RNA of Bactrocera dorsalis (oriental fruit fly), 2871 nucleotides long. RefSeq names its product doublesex- and mab-3-related transcription factor A2 (gene dmrt99B). Gene Ontology annotation, cellular component: nucleus. Bases 555 to 2126 code for a protein of 523 amino acids. The transcript has 5 exons. Gene Ontology annotation, molecular function: DNA-binding transcription factor activity, RNA polymerase II-specific; RNA polymerase II cis-regulatory region sequence-specific DNA binding; ubiquitin binding. The record is from RefSeq and is a predicted model, not a curated record. NCBI's taxonomy places the organism in Eukaryota, Metazoa, Arthropoda, Insecta, Diptera, Tephritidae. Gene Ontology annotation, biological process: sex differentiation; regulation of transcription by RNA polymerase II.